GAGGGAGCCGGAAGUGGCCUUCAGCGCCCUCAGCCGAGAUGGCGACGUACGAGAAGCGGCGAGCGGCGGCGGCGGCGCCGGGGCCUGGGCCUGGGCUGGCGGAGCCGCCUCACGCCCCGCUGGAGAGCGAGGCGGAGUUCCUGCUGCGGGCCGGCGUCACCGCCAUGGUACGGGAAGCGCUGCUGAAGGUGCUGGAGGCGAGGCCGGAGGAGCCCGUGUCUUUCCUGGCCGAUUACUUCGAGCGGUUGGUGCUGGGCAGCCCCGGAACGGCGGAGGAGGCCGCAGCCCAAGUCCCGGGGCCGCCGCAGCGCCUGGCGCGGGCGCUGUGGUACGUGCGCCUGGCUCAUCACUCCCAUAGGACGGCCUUUGACAGCAACGCCGGCGCUGCUUACGAGGUGCUGGGCCGCGGCGGGCGGCGGCGGGCGGCGGGAGUGGACGGGCGCGUGUACAGCGAGCUGCUGCGGCACAUCUGCCAGCUCGGUGCUGCCCCCGCCGAGGCCGCCGCGGCGCUGCUGCGCCGGGUGCGCUGCCGCGACCACGAGGCCGUGCCCUUCGACGUCUUCCGCUACGGCGUCCUCACCUGCUUCGUGCUGCUGGAGUUCACAGCCAAAGCAGACGCUCUGUUCGGUGUCCUGGGAGGUGGCUGUGGCACUGCCGAUGGCAGGGUGUGCCAGGCCGUGCUGAGGGCGCUGGAGGAGGCUUUGGGCAGCGGGCGCUUUGCUCUGCCCGGCCGUUACCUGGAGGCUGGUUCGAAGCUGGGGCCGGAUGGUUUGGCCUUGGCCAUGGACAGGGCGCUGAGGGAGAGGAAGCUGCGCAGCUGCAUGAGCAGGGAGGAGUUCCUCAAGAGAGCCACGGCUUUGUUUGUGGCCAAAGUGAAGCCUGUGGAGUAACACCCAGCUGGUAGCGGCACUGACUGAGGCCAGCUGGGGCUCUGGAGCUGUCCCACGCAGAGCCUGGCAUGCAAAGGACAGCCUGGUGCUGAGCUGGAGGGUGAGCACAGGGGGCUGGACUGGAGACCCUGGGGCUGCCUAAUGAGAGAUUCCCUCUUUCCAUGCUCCCUUCUUUGUUUGAGCCCCCAGCUGGAUGUGGCCCCGGCCACCUCGUCUCACCCAGCCACGGCUCCUCUGCUCCAGCUGCCAUUAGCAAAUGUUUUUAGGGUGUUAAGUGGGGGCUUGCAGGGGGUCUGUGAGCUGUAGGGCAGCGUUGGUUGCUAAAAAUGAGGCAGAAUUAAGUAGAUGUGGGGUUAGACCUGCAGAGUAUCUCCUGUCCCUGGCAGUGUCGUGUUUCACAGCUCCAGCAGGGGGCUUGGUUUCUGCUUUUGGGUUUGUUUCGCCUGAGAAGUAGAGAGGCAACACUUACCUACACCCCAGACCGCUGUGAGGACCCACAGGCUGAUCCAAAGUGGGACAUCAAGUGCUGGUUUCUCAAGCAGAAUGUUUUAAACACCCAGCUGGGAAGCAAACCUCCCCAUGAAGGGCUUGGAGCUGGAGGGGGACUCUGCCUCUGCCGGCAGAUGAGCUGGGAGCUGAUGAGCUGCCUUCAAGUCAACUGCUCAACUCCUGGUUACCCAACUGCCUCUGGCUGCUCUGCUCUGCACUGCAGGAGAUGAAAGCUCAUACCUGAGCCAUGACUUGUCAAGCAAAGCUGCUUCAGAUUGGGGAAGGCUUUGGAAUACCAACCCCUCCUUCCCCGAGGUCAUCCUUUGCUUCUGAGCAGAGACAUGUGUCGAUCUGUGUGUUAUUUAUUCAGACUUGUCUGUGUUAAUUAUUUAUACUGUGCAAUUCUGGGGUUCCUGGAAGACAUUAAAGCUGGGUUUAUCUUUUGGACUGGCCCAUU
Molecule: messenger RNA, 1836 nt
Organism: Colius striatus (speckled mousebird)
Lineage: Eukaryota; Metazoa; Chordata; Aves; Coliiformes; Coliidae
Gene: TPGS1
Product: tubulin polyglutamylase complex subunit 1
Exons: 2
Coding region: 39-890 (283 amino acids)
Biological process (GO): protein polyglutamylation
Molecular function (GO): microtubule binding
Source: RefSeq, a predicted model, not a curated record